Molecule: messenger RNA, 919 nt
Organism: Stegodyphus dumicola
Lineage: Eukaryota; Metazoa; Arthropoda; Arachnida; Araneae; Eresidae
Product: innexin unc-9-like
Cellular component (GO): plasma membrane; gap junction
Molecular function (GO): gap junction channel activity
Source: RefSeq, a predicted model, not a curated record
AUUGGCUGCUGAUGGUGAAUGGUGGAAUUCUCCCCGCUUUCCACUUCAAACUCUGUGCCAGGUUAGAGCUGCCAUACAAGGAGGUCUACGCACCUACAUUUGCCGCUGUGUGCUGCCCAUAAAUGUCUUUAAUGAGAAGAUCUUUUCAGUCGUCUGGUUCUUUCUCGCUCUCAUCCUUCCCCUCAACACUAUCAGCUUGGGCAUCUGGAUCUGGCGCAUCUUCCCUUGCAACCGCCUAGCCUUCGUCCGGCUCACUUUGUGGAGGACGCGUCUCUUCAACCUCUCCGAGAUAUCCCGAGCUUCCAAGAAGGUAGAGACAAGUUAUCUCGGGUGGGAUGGGGUCUUCGUGCUGAGGCUCAUCGAGCACAACCAUGGGAGCAAUCUAGCCACCGUCAUCCUGGGCAAACUCUGGGAGUUCUAUGCCAACCAAAUGAAGGCCCAGGAAGAAGGCGCGGUCGACCUCGAAAUGGGACGUCCGGGGGAGAUGGGAAGCGUGACCUCGGUGGCACCGUCCACCUCAUGGCACUCAUGUCAUGCAGGCGCGUGUCACAUUGGACACUUCACCAAUCAACAGAAGCAGAGGUCUGCCGCACCCCCGCACAACGGUUAUUGGAGCAAGUGCUCAUGAUCCCAGCAGGAAGACUCUAGAACUCUAGGUGCUUCAAUUUUUCCAAUUGCUAUUUCUCUAAACAAAACAAAAUGAAUCUGGAUAUUGGAUGGGAACAUUUUUCUUUGAUAUUCAGUUCUUAAGAUCAGUGUGUUGUCUGACCAUCGUUUUGAAAACUAUUGAUUACUUUUCUCGACAAGCCCAAGUUGUUUGUCUUCCAGUGUGUACCCCAAAAGUUGCCUACGAACAACAUCAGGAAACUCUGGAAUGAAUUAUUUUAAUAUUUGUAUUCCAGUACAUCCUAGUGCACCA